AAAACAACAUCACCCAUGUCAACCAAUCAUAACUCGCUUUCCUGAUGAUGUCGUAAUUUGAUCAACCAAUCAUGGAUGACCAUCUCCUACAGAGUCUUGUAUGCAACUUUACCAGUAGUAAGACAAACAACGAUCAUCCAACAUGUCUCCCAGAGAUGUUGAGUUGCGUUCCGCAUGCGUACGUCGCGUUGGUUGCCAUAGUUAUGGGUAUAACGUAUUUCUGUCGAGAAAAAUCGAGCCACGUUACGCCGUGGUCGCACUACUCAGGGCAUACCUUACGCUGGAUGCUCUCUAUACUACUGCUACUGUGUUACAUGUGUGCUAUUGGCGCGGGCGCAAUUUCAGCGAACGACUCGAAACAGCCGUGGCCGUAUUUGUACUUACCGUCCAUCCUAGGAUUGGUCAGUACCCUCUUGUCGAUCAGCCUGUACAACGCGUGGGAGACCGGAAACUAUCGUGUUCCGUUGCUGACGCUGCUCGUGUAUUGGGCAGGCAUCGGGGGACUUCAGGGGUGGACGGUGUGGAGAAUGGUGCAUGCUGGGUUUGCCGGGGACACGUACGUUAGGUUCUAUGUCACCGUCGUGAUCGCUGCUGUGUACGCACUACUGAUGCUGAUAGAACUAUACCUACUGCUUACUAAGAGGUACUGCUGUGGAUCAUGUUGUGUAGUGCCCCCCUCCCACCCACCAAACGACCUUCAGGACGAGGAAAUGACCUUCUACCAACCGUUUGUCAAUCCUGUAUCCAUGGUAACCUACUGGUGGCUGAACGGUUUCCUCCAACUGGGCUACAAGCGACCUCUGGAGAUGAGCGACUUGGGAAAGUUACCCAAGGAGCAUCAUGCAGCAGUAAACCAUAAGCUACUGGGACAAGCAUUCAACAAACACAUGACCAAAUGGACCAGUGCCCAUCCUGCUAGAAGUCUGUGGGCAUCGUAUCUCACGGUAUAUGGGUGGAGAUUUUUCCUGGGCUGCCUGUUCCAGUUCGUUGGAUCGUCCCUUUCAUUUGUGGGACCCAUCUGUAUAGACCGAGUUGUGCAGUAUGUGGAACUCUCUCACAUACCACUGAACAAUUCAACAAUUACAGAGGAAGUGAGCUUGGUGACCUUUGACACAUUCAUCCAGAACGGCUUUGUCCUGACUGUUGUCCUGUUGAUUGCCUUGGUAACGAAGGCGUGUUGUUUACACAUGGCGUACUACAUCGUGAUGCGGGAGGGCAUCAACGCUAAAACUGGCUUACAGGCCAUGGUGUAUGAGAAGACCUUACGUCUGUCCUCGGCCGCCCUAACGGGAGGAACCAUGACGACAGGAGGGGUGAUCAACCACCUGUCCAUCGACGCAGGAAACAUCAUGGACUUCUUCUUCUACAUCUUCUACCUCUGGUCUGCACCAAUCACGCUGGUGGUUGCCAUGGUGUUGUUGUACCUGUCGCUAGGGGAGGCUGCCCUGGCGGGAGGGGGGCUGAUGAUCCUCCUGGCUCCUGUCCAGUGGUAUCUGGCCAUGAAGAUGGGCCGCCUACAGAAGGAGACUCUGGAACAAACAGACCAGAGAAUUAAGAAAUCCAAUGAGAUGCUACAGGCUAUGAAGCUGAUCAAACUGUACGCCUGGGAGGAUAUUUUCUCAGACAUGAUCAAAGGAGCCAGGAGAAAAGAGCUCCGAGUUCUGCUGAAGGGAUUUCUGUAUGGUGUCUGUGUCUUGUUCGUUACCAGAUGCACACCAAUCCUCUCGACCCUUCUGACAUUUAGCCUGUAUACUCUGAUCACUGGCCAACCACUGACUGCUGGGAAGGCGUUUUCCUCACUAGCUCUGUUCAACAUCUUGGAAGCCCCACUCUUCACAUUACCCAUGGUCACCAGGGUUGCAGUGAAUGCCAUAGUAAGCAACAGACGACUGGGAAAGUUCUUUGUUGCUCCUGAAGUGGACAGUACUGAUCUGGAACCAAGGGGAGGUUCACCGUACACUGUUAGGGAGACCAGUUUUGCAAACGAGUCUCUACCAUCAGAAGACCAAAGAAGCCAUCUUGUCAUCAAUGUCAGUCAGUUGGGAUCUGAGACUUUUGAGCUUAAUGACAACACUGCCAUUCAGGUUGAAGAAGGAACAUUUGCCUGGGAUCUGGAGUCUAAACAACCCAUCCUCACUAACCUCUACAUCAACAUACCCAGAGGUAAACUGACUUUCAUCGUUGGGUCAGUUGGUAGUGGGAAGUCGUCAUUACUGAAUGCCAUACUGGGAGAGAUGACAACUAUCACUGGAUCAGUCAGGUUUGCCAGUGCCCAUGACUCAGUAGCCUAUGCUGCCCAAAAACCUUGGUUACUGAAUGCAUCCCUGAAGGACAACAUUCUGUUUGGUUCACCGAUGGACAGGAGGAGAUAUUCAGCUGUGAUCUCAGCCUGCGCCCUUCAGCCUGACCUUGACAUCCUUCCAGCAGGGGAGGAGACUGAGAUUGGAGAAAAGGGCAUAAACCUAAGUGGUGGACAGAAGCAGAGAGUGAGUGUAGCCAGGGCCUUGUAUUCUACAGCUGACAUCGUCAUACUGGAUGACCCUCUGUCUGCCCUGGAUGUCCACGUGGGGACUCAGCUGUUUGAGGAGGGGAUUGUGGGAUUGCUGGCUGCAGAGGGCAGGACUGUGAUCCUGGUGACUCAUAAACUCCAGCUGCUUCCUCAGGCAGACCUGAUCCUAGUGAUGAAAGAGGGCCAGGUGGCCCAUCAGGGUACCCUGGAGGAGAUCUCUCAGGCCAGCCCACAUCUGUUUGAACAGUGGAGGGAGGAGUGGGAUGAGGAGGAGAAAGAAGAGGAAGAAGAAGAUGCAAAAAAAGAUGAAAAGAAAGAUGACAAGGAUGAGGAUGAAAAAGAAACAAGGGAUGGAAAACUGAUGACCAAGGAAGAACGGGAAAAGGGAAUGGUGAAGGUGAAGAUCUAUUUCACCUAUGCGUACGCCGGAGGGAUUGUACUGUUCAUCGCAUCUAUGCUGGCCCAAGUGGCUUUGAGGGGCUUUGGAGUUGCAAGGGACUUCUGGCUCUCUGAUUGGUCCUCAGCCUCCAGCAGUCAAAAUGGCAGCCAAUUAGAGAUAAGUUCUAUGUUUGGUGAAAUCGCGCAUCCUAAUGUCACAGAUGUGGAGUACUAUCUGAUUGGCUAUGCCAGUCUGUCAGGCGGAGUUAUUCUCAUGACGCUGAUUGGUGCUCUCCUGUUCCUGUCUGUGGGUUACCGAGCGGCUAAGAACCUUCACCAGGCCAUGUUGGAUAACAUCGUUAAAGCUCCUAUGAGGUUCUUUGACACCACUCCACUUGGCCGAAUCAUCAACAGAUUUUCCUCUGAUACACAGACUAUUGACCAGAAACUCCAGUCCAGUGUGAUGUCAGUAGUGUCCACCACCCUACAGUGUCUGGCUGCUGUAGUAGUUAAUGCUGUGGUCACACCGUGGUUCCUCAUACCAGCUCUGCCUGUCAUCGGGUUCUACUUCUUCAUGCAGAAGUACUUCCGAGCCUCCUCUAGAGAGUUGCAGAGACUAGAGAGCAUCAGUAAGUCACCAGUUCUGGCCAGUUUUACAGAAGUGUUGGGUGGACUAUCCACGGUGCGGUCCUACAAGGAGCAGGGUCGCUUCUCACAACAGUUCCACCAGAACCUGGACUCAACUGCCAGAACAUUCAUGUGGCUGAACACAGCAAAUAGAUGGCUGGGAGUCAGGCUGGACCUGAUAGGCAGUGUGAUAGUGUUUGCUGCUGCCCUGAGUUCUCUACUGGCAGCCAUUUUGGGAAAUCUGGCACCUGGGCUGGUAGGACUGUCUCUCACUUAUGCACUCAGUGUCUCGGGAUAUUUGAACUGGCUGGUGCGAAGUCUAGCUGAUGUAGAGAUGAAGAUGAAUUCUCUGGAGAGAGUCAAACAUUAUACAGAUGUCCAGAUAGAACCUCAGGAAGACACUACUGUGGCCCUGCCUCCAAAUUGGCCUUCUCGAGGUGAGGUGAGUGUGUCAGGGUUGUCCACUCGGUAUGAUACAGAUCUGGACCCUGUUCUUAUGGACGUGUCUGUGGUCUUCAAGGGGGGAGAAAAGGUUGGUAUCUGUGGCCGUACUGGCAGUGGGAAGUCCUCCCUCACCCUGUCCCUCUUCAGGAUGAUUGACAACUUCUCAGGCGAGAUUUACAUCGACGAUGUGGACAUCAGCAAGAUCAGCCUGCAGACACUGAGGUCCAAACUGUCCAUCAUUCCACAGGACCCGGUCUUGUUUGCUGGGACUAUAAGGUUCAACCUUGAUCCGCUGGAGUCCAGGUCAGACCAGGAAUUGUGGGAUGCCCUUGCAGCUGCCCAGCUGAAGGUCGUUGUGUCUGACCUGCCCGAGGGACUGGACAGUCUGGUGUCGGAGGGGGGAGAAAACUUCAGCGUGGGACAGAGACAGUUGUUCUGCUUGGCUCGUGCUUUCCUGAGGAAGACAAAGAUCCUGAUAAUGGACGAGGCCACAGCAUCUCUGGACCUGGAGACAGACAGUGUUCUGCAAUCUGCCGUAACAACUGCUUUUGCCGACAGGACAGUCAUCACAAUAGCACAUCGUUUGUCCACCAUCUUGGAUUAUGACCACAUCCUGGUUCUGAAGGACGGAAGGGUCGUGGAGAACGGGUCUCCUCAGGAACUUCUGUAUGAUACCAACAGUCUCUUCUCUGCACUUGUCAAGGGAAGCUGAACUGCUGUGUGAUACCAGCAGUCUCUUCUCUGCACUUGUCAAGGGAAGCUGAACAAAACUGGCUGGAUACUUCAAAAGAUAUU
Messenger RNA from Branchiostoma belcheri (Belcher's lancelet), 4753 nucleotides. Its product is annotated as ATP-binding cassette sub-family C member 9-like. Bases 72 to 4670 code for a protein of 1532 amino acids. Gene Ontology annotation, cellular component: membrane. Gene Ontology annotation, biological process: transmembrane transport; potassium ion transport. The transcript has 32 exons. Gene Ontology annotation, molecular function: ATP hydrolysis activity; sulfonylurea receptor activity; ATP binding. The record is from RefSeq and is a predicted model, not a curated record. NCBI's taxonomy places the organism in Eukaryota, Metazoa, Chordata, Leptocardii, Amphioxiformes, Branchiostomatidae.